This is a messenger RNA of Coregonus clupeaformis (lake whitefish), 3895 nucleotides long. RefSeq names its product protocadherin-20. NCBI's taxonomy places the organism in Eukaryota, Metazoa, Chordata, Actinopteri, Salmoniformes, Salmonidae. The coding region runs from base 142 to 2814 and encodes 890 amino acids. Gene Ontology annotation, cellular component: plasma membrane. Gene Ontology annotation, biological process: homophilic cell-cell adhesion. The record is from RefSeq and is a predicted model, not a curated record. The transcript has 5 exons. Gene Ontology annotation, molecular function: calcium ion binding.
GGCAGCAAAUGAAACUCUCUGCAGAGACUAUGUGCUCUGCCGGCGCUGAUCAGCUCAGCAAACAACAUGCCUCUGACGCUUUAGCUCCGUCUCUCAGCUCCUGGCUAUAGGUGACGCCACACUGAACCAGGCGGAUUAAACAUGUUCAACAGAAAAGGCACCAGCCUUAGCUCAAGAGGAAUAACAUGGGGUUUGUGCAUACUCCUGCUUUACACCAGCUCUCUCUCCUGUUUUGCUAAUUUCAGCCAAGCAAAAGAGCUGGUCUAUAAGAUAAAAGAAGGAUUGCCCUCCGGCACACUCAUAGGGUCCGUGGGCUCCGACUUAUACUUGGAUUUAUCCCUUGAUCCCCCUGUUUUAUUCAAUCUGCCCCAGAAGAAGCUUAGUGAUCAGUAUGUCUCUCUGAACAGCACCACGGGGGAGCUGUUUACAUCUGGGAAUGAGAUCGACAGGGAGACGCUCUGCCCCGACGCCUCAGAGCACAACCAGGGCUGCGUGCUCUCCCUGGACGUGUUCGUUCUACCCCAGCGGUACUUCCAGCUGGUUAAGGUCAAGAUCUUGGUCGAGGAUGUUAACGACAAUCGGCCGCGCUUCCCGACGGGCGAGAUUAGGGUUUCCGUCCCGGAGAACACCCGGGUCAACGCGAGGUUCGCGGUGGAGCAGUCAGCGACAGACCCUGAUCUGGGGUUCCACGGGGUCCAGACGUACUGGCUGGUCAGCGACUUCGGGGUGUUCGCCCUGGACGUAGAGGAGAACGAAGGGGGUGAGCUGACCCCCUUCCUCAUCGUGACCAAUGAGCUGGACCGGGAACGACAGGGGGAGUACGUAACGGAUAUUAUAGCAGAGGACGGCGGGUCACCACCUCUUCUUGGCACCGCCACGUUAAGGAUUAUAAUCACUGAUGUCAACGAUAACUGUCCUCAGUUCGCAGAGUCACAGGUCAACGUGACGCUAUAUGGGAAUACGACUAAAGGAGCGCACCUGUCCAGGUUACACGCCUUCGACCCCGACCAGGGCGCCAACGCCGUGAUCAGCUAUGCGUACAGCGAGCGCGUUCCCCGGGAGACUAGAGCACUUUUCCAUCUGGACCGGGUUACCGGGGUGAUCAAACUGGCUGGUCAGAUCAACACCGUAACCGGAAAGAUCUACAAACUCACUGUCCUCGCCAACGGGCCCGGGUGCAUCCCUGCCGUCGCCAUGGUGACGGUGCACGUGAUCCGGGUGGCGUCCGGUCCUCCGGUUAUUAUGCCGCGUUACAUCGCAGCGGAGAAAGACGGCGUGGUCACGAUGAAGGAGUCCGAACCGCCGUUAUCGCCAAUCGCGUUUUUCACUGUGAAGAACACGGACCAGAGAGGACAGAGGACGGAAUGCUUGCUGGAAGGAUCUGGCCCGUUCAGACUGUCACCUUACAAACUGUUUAAGAACGAGUAUCUGUUAGAGACGACGGAGCCGCUGGACUAUGAGCAGAGACAGGACUAUGAGCUGACUAUAGUGGCCAGGAACCCAAAAGGACUCGACAUCAAGGCCUUCGUUAAGAUCCUGGUUCUGGAUGAGAACGACAACGCGCCUGUCUUCAAACAGGCUCUGUAUGAGGUCUCUGUGGAGGAGAAUAACCCUCCUAACACCUUCCUGACCCGGCUCCAGGCCACAGACCAGGACAGUGAGGGCAGAGGAGAGGUCAUCUACCUGCUAGGGUCAGACGCUCCCUCCAUUUUUCUCCUGGACAGGCUGACCGGUGUGCUGACCGUGUCCACAUCUCUGGACCGCGAAGAGAAGCAGACCUACAGGUUCAUGGUUCGGGCAGUGGACCGAGGGACCCCCAGGAGAGAGUCUAUAGCUACUGUGGUUAUCACUGUGCAGGACCGCAAUGACAACAGCCCGCGCUUCAUCAAUAAAGACUUCACAUUCUUCGUGCCAGAGAACUUCCCGGGGUUUGGCGAGAUCGGUGUUCUCUCGGUGACAGAUGCAGACGCGGGCGAGAACGGCUGGGUGGCGCUCUCCAUCCUCAACGGCAGCGACGUCUUUGUGAUCGACACGGGCCGCGGCGCUCUAAGGGCCCGGACCCCUCUGGACCGGGAGCAGCAGGGGACGUACUACCUCUGGAUCGAGGCGGUCGACGGAGGGGAACCUGCGCUCUCCUGCGUCACCAUGGUUACUGUCCUCCUCCUUGACGUGAACGAUAACCCUCCCGUGGUCUUGUUCCCCCAGUCUAACCAGUCCUACAUGCUGGUGUUACCUAGCACCCUCCCAGGGACCUCCAUCACAGAGGUGUACGCCGUGGAUAAAGACACAGGGAUGAACGCUGUUAUCGCCUACAGCAUCGUCAAGAGGAAAGGUGGCGAGCCGGGAUCGUUCGAUAUCGACCCGGACACAGGGAAUAUCACGUUGAAGAGAGAACUGAGCGACCGCGGUCUCUAUAGUCUGCUGGUUAAAGUCUCGGACCACGGUCAGCCUGAACCUCUCCACUCCACGGUCCUGGUCAACCUCUUCGUCAACGAGACGGUUUCUAAUGAGAGCUAUAUCCAGAGUCUUCUCACCAGGGAGGCCGAGAUCCAGAUCGAGGAGAAGCCGUGGUAUGUGGGGAAGCUGACAGAGAGGCCUGGCAGAGAGGAGUUGUACCCCUGUCAGCCAGUACUCAUAGCUCUGUCAGUCACCUGUCUAGGACUACUCAGCAUUGUCAUCACAUUGACUGCUUAUAUAUGCUGCAAGAAACUGAAGAAGCAUCAAAUGAAAAGACUAGAGGUUGAGAUUCCUUUGAAGAUGAACGGUGACUCGCAGGAGGUGGGUAGAAAGCUUAUGGAAAUCUCCAACAUUUGAUGACGUUGACAUCGCAUACGACUUCAAGGCAAAAGACUCCACAUCAAAACUGUUCACUGCAACUGUUUAUAACAAUGUGAAUUGUGAAGUGUAGAUUUUCAUCCUCAAAAGACACAGCCUGCAUCCCAAAUAGCACCCUAUUCCCUAUUUAGUGCACUACUUUUAACCAUAGUAGUGCACUAUAAAGGAAAUAGGGUGCCAUUUGUGACACAACCUCAUUUUUAAAAACUUUUAAAAAAUGACCCUAUGUGCUGUAUAUAUUGUAGAUAAUAUGAAAUGUUUUAUAACUUUAUAACAAAAUCUUUAAAUAGACAUGGCAUUUUUAUUUUAUUUUUUAAUGUAAGCCUGAGAAAUUACUCCUUAAACUUACAAACAUUAUUUUAUGAAUAUGAGCGUGGGGGAAAAAGAAAACAACGGGAGAGAUUCUAUAUUUGUUCACAAGGACGUCUGGAUCAUUGGAAAGGGAUGAGGAUCAGUGUUGAUUGAUAUAACAAUGUUAUAUUCAUACCCUUCGAUUGCAUUUGGAAAAAAGUGACACAUCAAGUGACACAUUUACACAAGUCAAUUCUAAAAGUUAUACAUCGUUUAAAUACAAAUUAGCGACGAUCCCGUUGUACUGUAAAGACACACAGAAAACGCGCAGAUCUAUGUCUCUUUCUCAGAGAGCUUCAGCAGUAAGAUUAUAUCACUUCUGCAGAUUACGGAGGUUAAACAUGUAAAUGCCAUCCCACUCUAUACACAAGUCGAUUCAAAUCUGUUCUUUUCCUCAAUCUACUGGAUUAUGUGUGGUGAGAUUUUAAAUUUUUUAUUUUGUUGUCAUACGGUUUCAAGAAGCCACCAAGCAAACCCUCUACCAGCCUCCUUGCCUGUAUCCCAAAUGGCACCCUAUUGACCUAUAUAGUGUCCAUAGGGGGCUCUGGUCAAAAGUAGUGCACUAUAUAGGGAAAUAGGGUUCCAUUUGGAACGCAGCCUUAGCCACCUCCCAGUGAACCUGUCAUUACCAAACCCCCUGUGCUCAUUGUCUGUCUGUGAAAAGAAAUCCAUGAUUGAAUAUUAAAAAAAGUGCUUUAUUUUCAUAUUA